CAAUUUUAUAAAAAGCCAACCUUGACGAUUUCUCUGUUUAUCUACUAGGGUUUUCUUUUUUUAUCUCGUCGUCGAGUUCUCUUUAAUUUUCCCUGUCGAAUCUCUUUCUCUCAUAGAAAAAGGUAAAUUCCUGGGUUUUUCUACCAAUCUCUUUCUCUUUAAUCAACCAAUUUCAAUUUCAGUAGUGUAGGAAAAACAAACAAUGUCGGAGGGUGUAGUAAUCACUGAGCAGCCUCCAGAAACCACUGGAUGGUGGGUAGAGAAAACUGCACGUAUGGUUGCAGUAAAGGGACCGGAGCUUGAGAAGUUGAUCUUGGACCUUAAUAUGGACAAUAACAUAUUCGAUUUUUUGAAAAGCUCAGACCACCCUUGUCACGCAUUGUACCAGCAAAAGCUUGCUGAAUACCGUUCUCAGCAGAAUAAUCAAGGAGGUGGAUCUCAGGAGCCUGUAUGCGAUGCAAAAUCCUACCUUCUCAAGGAGAUUGAGCUUGGUGUUAUUAAGUUCACUGCUCUGUUUGUGGCUCGUUAUGGGGAUAUUUUUCGUGAGUCUUUGAUGGAGACAGUGGUUAUGAACCCUCGGUUUGACUUUAUGAAGCCAUCUGAUAGCAACUUCACUCUUUAUGAUGCGCUUGUCGUUUCGUAUUCAGGGGUAUUAAAACCUUCCAAUAAUGGUGCUAUGGUAGACUCCCUUGUUGAUUGUUAUUUCAACAGUCUCCAAUUAGAGAAGCUGGAGGAAGGUGUGGAGACUGCUGUCAUUGAUUUGCAUGCUUUUGUGGGUGGUCUUGACUGUUUUGCUCACAUGGACGAUGCUGUGUCACCACCUGAACGCCUUUCAAUGAUGAUGCACUGGCCAAUGCAGCCUCAACUACCUGAUGAUGCUUCAGCUACUCAUGAUUGUCUAGGCGAUGCAGAAACUGCUUUUGCGCCUCCUCCUAUAAGGAUCACACUCAAGGAGCUUGGUAUUAUUAAGCUGACAUCGCAGUUUGUGGCGCGGUAUGGGAUGCGUUUUCGCCGGGCUUUGAUGAUGAGAGUGGCUAUGAAUCCUCUGUUUGAGUUUAUGUUUUUUCGCCCUUCUUCCAAGAAGACAAUACGUAUGAACCCUCCGUUUGAGUUUAUGGAUCCAACCGAGAUCAGGUUCAAUAUAUUCGAUGUGCUUGUUGAUGCGUAUUCCAGAGUACUAGUGCCUUCCAAAAAACUGAAGAAGAGUGAUGCUUGUACGAGGACCGUUCUUGAGAACUUUUCUAACUGUCUUCAAUUGGAGAGGCUGGAGGAUGGAGUGGAGGAGACUACUUUGAUUGAUUUGUUUGCUUUUGUGAGUGGUGUUGACUGUUUUGCUCACAUGGACGUUGCUGAGUAUUCAGCUACCAUGCCACAACCUGAACGCCUUUCAGUGAUGAUGAAGCGGUUAACACAACAAACUCAGCGGCCUUAUAUGCUUUUGCAGCUUCCAUUGGGAUCUCAGCUUACUAAUCACGGUGUUGGUAAACAAUAUGAAUGUAUAGGUGAUACUUCUUUACGUGCUCCUAUUCUAAGAAGCCUAACAUUUAGAGUCCCUGCUAUGGGGAUCACACUUAAGGAGCUUGGUAUUAUUAAGCUGACAGCGCAGUUUGUGGCGCGGUAUAGCUCUGAAUUUUCGUGUGCUUUAGAGAAGGUACCAUCGUUUGAGUUCUUGGAUCCUUCCGAUAGCCGUUUCUAUUUUUACUUGGGGCUGUUUAAUGCGUAUAGAAAAGUGUUAAAGUCUUCUAUCAAGCUGAAGAAGCCUGAUGUUUGUAUGUUGUCGACCGUGCUUGAGGGUUUUCACCAACGCCUUCGAUUAUGCGAGCUGCAGAAGGGAGUAGAGAUAGCUAUGGUUGAUUUACAUGCUUUUGUGAGUGGGGUUGACUGUUUUGCUCACAUGGAAGAUGACGACUAUUCUGCAAUCAUGGAUCCACCUGAACGUACUUCAAUGAUGAUUGACCAGCUAACACAACCUGAUCAGGAGGCUCAAUCCUCAAGGGAGCAGCGUUUAAGACGUGGAUAUGAUUUUCCAUAUGCAUUUGGUGCUAAGAUCACGCUCAAGGAGCUUGGUAUUAUGAAGUUCACAGCUCUGUAUGUGGCGCGUUAUGGGAUGCAUUUUUGUCACGAUUUGAUGAAGGAAGUGGUUAUGAAACCUCAGUUUAAGUUUAUGGAGCCAACUAAUAGCAUGUUCAGUUUAUAUAGUGUGAUUGUUGAUGCAUAUUCCAGAGUAUUAGAGCCUUCCGAUAAUGCCUGUACGAAGACUGUUCUUGAGGAUUUUUACCUCCGUCUACAGUUGGAGAAGCUGGAGGUGGAGGAGGAAGAAGCUAUGAUUGAUUUGCAUGCUUUUGUGAGUGGUGUUGACUAUUUUGCUGUUCUGGAGGAUGCUGACUAUUCUGCUUUAGUGCCACCACCUCAUAGUCAGUUUGCAGACGCUUCAAUGGGGAUGAUGCCACGACCCGAGGAACCAGAGGCAAAGAGACAAAAGCUUGACGACAACACAACAAAAAUAGUGUGAAAUAAUAUAGAACUUUUAAAUUUUUACCUAAUUCAAUGGCUGUAAGUUACAUGUUUGUUCUAGACAAAAUCUUAAAACGUUACAUAUUAAGAAAUCGAGGGUAGAAAGGGAUU
Camelina sativa (false flax) is the source of this 2625-nucleotide messenger RNA. RefSeq lists its product as uncharacterized. Gene Ontology annotation, cellular component: U2-type prespliceosome; catalytic step 2 spliceosome; U2 snRNP. Gene Ontology annotation, molecular function: RNA binding. Gene Ontology annotation, biological process: mRNA cis splicing, via spliceosome; regulation of alternative mRNA splicing, via spliceosome. NCBI's taxonomy places the organism in Eukaryota, Viridiplantae, Streptophyta, Magnoliopsida, Brassicales, Brassicaceae. The record is from RefSeq and is a predicted model, not a curated record.